CUUCAAACUAGAAGGAAGGUCAGCGAAGGAAAGUGGAAGUUAGAUUUUGAGUGAUCACGGUGUCCACAGGGCUUUGACGGUGGUCAGGAUUCUGAGGACUUGAGCAGCUAGCCGGGGACCGUCCCUAGGAUUUCUUGCCUGUUGCCUGUCUUGGUCUGCACUCUUUGGACAUCAAGAUGAACGUGCAAGCUUGUUCUAGGUGUGGGUAUGGAGUUUAUCCUGCUGAGAAGAUCGAUUGUCUAGAUCAGAUAUGGCAUAAAGCAUGUUUUCACUGUGAAGUUUGCAAAAUGAUGCUAUCGGUUAAUAACUUUGUGAGUCAUCAGAAAAAGCCGUACUGUCACGCCCAUAACCCCAAGAACAACAGUUUCACAAGUGUCUAUCAUACUCCAUUAAAUCUAAACAUGAGGAAGUCUCCAGAAGCCAUCCAUGGAAUCGAUGACCAGGGUGACAGCGAACGGUUUAAGUCGGUUUUUCACUGGGACAUGAAGUCCAAGGACGGGGCAGCCGCACCUGAGAGGCAACUCCCGGUGAACGAGAGAGGCUAUUGGACUGGAUGUGCGGAAGGGAAUGCGUGGUGCCCAGGAGCUCUGCCAGAUCCUGAAAUCGUGAGGAUGGUUGAGGCCCGAAAGUCUCUUGGUGAGGAAUAUACAGAGGACUACGAGCAGCAGAGGGGCAAAGGGAGCUUCCCGGCCAUGAUCACCCCUGCCUAUCAAAGAGCCAAGAAAGCCAACCAGCUGGCCAGCCAAGUGGAAUACAAGAGGGGGCAUGAGGAGCGUGUGUCCACGUUCUCCACGGUGGUGGACACCCCUGAGCUGCUCCGGGCCAAGGCAGGGGCGCAGCUGCAAAGCGAUGUGAGAUACACGGAGGACUACGAACAGCAGAGAGGGAAAGGCAGUUUUCCUGCUAUGAUCACACCGGCGUAUCAGAUAGCCAAGAGAGCCAAUGAGCUGGCCAGUGAUGUAAGGUACCAUCAACAGUAUCAAAGAGAAAUGAAAGGAAUGGCCAGCCCAGCUGCCGGCGCUGCAGGAGUGGACCAGUACGGCCAGGGUUACUUGGAGGACUAUGAGGAGCACAGAGGAAAAGGCAGCUUCCCCGCCAUGAUCACCCCAGCUUAUCAGAACGCCAGGAAAGCCAACGAACUCGCUAGUGACAUAAAAUACAGGCAGGACUUCAAUAAGAUGAAAGGGGCUGCACAUUAUCACUCCCUCCCAGCCCAAGACAACUUGGUUCUCAAGCGGGCGCAGAGCGUGAACAAGCUUGUGAGUGAGGUGGAAUAUAAGAAGGACCUGGAAAGUAGUAAAGGUCACAGUAUCAACUACUGUGAGACGCCUCAAUUCAGGAACGUGAGCAAGAUCUCAAAAUUCACCAGUGAUAAUAAAUAUAAAGAAAACUACCAGAACCAUAUGAGAGGCCACUAUGAAGGAGUUGGUAUGGACAGACGGACACUCCAUGCUAUGAAGGUUGGAAGCCUGGCAAGCAAUAUUGCCUACAAGGCUGAUUAUAAGCAUGACGUCGUUGACUACAACUACCCAGCCACUCUCACCCCUUCCUAUCAAACCACAGUGAAGCUGGCUCCCUUGAAAGAUGUCAACUAUAGGCAAAGCAUUGACAAGUUGAAAUACAGCUCUGUGACCAAUACCCCUCAGAUUGUCCAAGCCAAAAUCAACGCCCAGCAACUGAGUCAUGUGAAUUAUCGCGCUGACUACGAGAAAAAUAAGUUGAAUUACACACUGCCACAGGACGUACCUCAGAUGGUGAAGGCCAAAGCCAAUGCUGAACUAUUUAGUGAGGUGAAGUACAGAGAAGGCUGGGAGAAGGCCAAGGGGAAAGGCUUUGAGAUGAAGCUGGAUGCUAUGUCUCUGCUGGCCGCCAGAGCCGCUGGAGAGCUUGCGAGCAAUAUUAAGUAUAAAGAAGAAUAUGAAAAAUCAAAAGGCAAAGUCAUGGGAACUACGGACUCCAGGCUUCUGCACUCUCUGCAGGUUGCCAAGAUGAGCAGUGAGAAGAUGCGCGGGUCCCUGAAAGUGCGCGCCGUGGAUGUAAGCACGGGUGUGGUGGCGGCGACAGCCAAAUCCCAAUGCUACGCGGUCCUUUUUCUUUGGAAACAGAAAAACUACAGGCAGAGGGUGGAUGAACUGAAGUUCACCAGUGUGGCCGACGGCUCCCAGAUGGAGCACGCCAAGAAGAGCCAGGGGCUGCAGAGUGGGGUGGCCUACAGGGCAGGGAACAAGCAGUCUGUCCAUCAGUACAGCAUCAGCAAGGACGAGCCUCUCUUCCUACAGGCCCGAGCCAACGCGGCCAAUCUCAGCGAGAAACUGUAUAAGAGCAGCUGGGAAAACCAGAAGGCCAAAGGGUUUGAGCUGCGUCUGGACUCCUUGGCCUUCCUGGCAGCCAAAGCCAACAGGGACCUGGCCAGCGAGGUGAAGUAUAAGGAAGAUUAUGAGAGGUCCAGAGGGAAGCUGAUUGGGGCAAAGGAUGCCCAAGGGGAUUCACAGAUGAGCCACUCGCUGCAAAUGUCCAAGCUGCAGAGUGAACUGGAGUACAAGAAGGGGUUCGAGGACACCAGAUCCCGCUGCCACGUCUCCCUGGACAUGGUGCACCUCGCGCAUGCCCGCAAGGCUCAGCAUCUGGCCACAGGCAUAGGCUACAAGACAGCCUCUCACCACUUUACUGCUCUGCCCACAGACAUGAGGGUGGAGUGGGCCAAGAAGGCGUACGGCUUACAGAGCGAUAACCAAUACAGGGCAGAUGUGAAGUGGAUGAAAGGCACGGGCUGGGUCGCCACCGGGUCAUUAAAUGUGGAGCAGGCGAAGAAGGCAGGAGAACUCAUUAGCGAGAAGAAGUACCGUCAGCAUCCAGCUGCUUUGAAGUUUACCAGUAUUAAAGACACUCCGGAGAUGGUCCAGGCCAGAAUUAGUUAUACCCAAGCAGUGGAUAGGUUAUACAGGGAACAAGGAGAAAACAUAAAGCAUCAUUACACGCAGACAGCCGACCUCCCUGAAGUCCUCCUGGCCAAGCUGAAUGCCAUGAAUAUCAGUGAGACCCGUUAUAAGGAAUCCUGGAGCAAACUUCGAGACGGCGGCUAUAGACUGAGACUGGAUGCCAUUCCGUUUCAGGCAGCGAAGGCUUCCGGCGAAAUCAUAAGUGAUUACAAAUACAAAGAGGCAUUUGAGAAAAUGAAAGGGCAGAUGCUUGGCUCCCGGAGCUUGGAAGAUGAUAUCAGCCUUGCACAUUCAGUGUAUGCGAACUCGCUGCAGAGCGAAGUGAAUUACAAGAAGGGCUUUGAGCUCUCCAAGGCACGCUUCCAUCUGCCGUUGGACAUGGUGACCCUGGUGCAUGCCAGGAAGGCUCAGAGCCUGGCCAGCGACCAGGACUACAGACGUCCGCUCCCCCAGCACACUUCCUUGGCCGAAGACCUGAGGCUCAGCUGUGCCAAGAAAGCUCACAAGUUGCAGAGCGAGAAUCUGUACCGGUCAGACCUGAACUUCAUGCGAGGCGUUCCCUGUGUCAUUCCGGGCACGUUAGAGAUCGAAGGGAGAAAGAAGGCAUCGGAACUCAUCAGUGAGAGUAAAUACCGGCAGCACCCCCAGUCAUUCAAGUUCACGGCCGUGACAGACACUCCCAGCCUCCUUCACGCAAAACUCAGCAACCAGAUUACCAAUGAGCGCCUCUAUAAAGCAGCCGGGGACGAGGCGAGGCACCGCUACACGAUGACCCUGGGUCUGCCCGAGUUCGUCCGAGCCAAAGCGAACGCGGCCAAUCUGAGUGACGCAAAAUACAAGGAGUCUUGGCAUAAUCUCCGUGCUCAAGGCUACAAGCUGACAAUAGAGGCUCUUCCCUUCCAGGCUGCUCGCGUCUCUGGAGAUAUAGCCAGUGAUUUUCUCUACAGACACGACUUCGUGCAGGAGCGAGGCAGGCUGAUCGGGGCCCGGAGCGUGAGCGAGGACCCCCGGCUCCUGCACUGCUCACGGGUGGGCCAGCUGCAGAGCGAGCUGCAGUACAGGCGGGGGGCGGCGAGCAGCCACACCCAGUAUCACCUGCCCAUGGACAUGGUGCACCUGGUCCACGCCAGGAAGGCGCAGGCCCUGGCCAGCGAUCACGACUACAGGACACGGUGCCACGAGUUCACGGCGCUGCCCGAGGACCUGAAGAUGGCCUGGGCCAAGAGAGCACACGCCCUGCAGAGUGAGUUCCGCUACAAGUCAGACUUGAUGGGCAUGAAGGGGACAGGAUGGCUGGCGCUGAGUUCCCCGCAGCUAGAGAGUGCAAAGAAGGCUGGAGAAUUCAUCAGCGAGACUAAAUACCGUAAGAAACCAGAUAGUAUCAGGUUCACCACAGUGGUUGAUUCCCCAGACCUGGUUCAUGCCAAGAACAGCUACAUGCAUUGCAAUGAGCGCCUGUACAGGUUGGGCGAUGCCGAGUCCCUGCACAGAUACACCCUGGUCCCCGACCACCCCGAUUUCACCAGAGCCCGCCUCAACGCGCAGCACCUGAGUGACAAAGCCUACAGAAACUCUUGGGAACAGAUGCGGGCUGGCGGCUAUGACUUCAGGCUGGAUGCCAUUCCAUUCCAGACGGCCCGGGCGUCCAGAGAGAUCGCCAGUGAUUUCCGCUAUAAAGAGGCCUUCCUGCGAGACCGGGGCCUGCAGAUUGGGUACCGCAGCGUCCAGGACGACCCAAGGACGAGGCACUUCCUCAGCGUCGGCCGACUCCAGAGUGACAACGAGUACAGGAAGGACUUCGCCAAGAGUCUGUCCCAGUUCCACAGCCGCCCCGACCAGCCCGGCUUCCUCCAGGCCAGGAGGAGCCAGCAGCUGGCCAGCGACGUGUGCUACAGGCAGCCCCUGCCCCAGCCCACCUGCGACCCCCAGCAGCUGGGCCUGAAGCAUGCACAGAAGGCCCACCAGCUGCAGAGUGACGUCAAGUACAAAUCAGACCUGAACCUGACCAGAGGUAUUGGCUGGACCCCUCCCGGCUCCUACAAAGUGGAGAUGGCCCGGCGGGCGGCAGAACUGGCCAAGGCCAGGGGCCUGGGUCUCCAGGGGGCUGACGGAGGACCAGAGGCCCUGGGGCCCGCAGAUAAUCAGAGGGGGGACGUGAACCCAGAUGCCACUGAGAUUCUGCACGUCAAAAGGAGGAGGGGUCUGCCGUUGUGAGCGAGUAGCGUCCACCCAGGAUUCUUGGGGAAGUGGCUGGGGGGGAAGCGUGUCCACCAGAGAUGUGGUUCAGUUCCAGCGAGCCGGAAACAUGACAUGCCAGCCCAUCCCCCGAGCCGCCUUUUACUUAAACAGCGACUCUUAGAAAGCUCUGGAGAGUGUUGUAAUUUCGUUCCUCCGUGUCAUCCUGAAAGUGGGUGGCCGGUUCCCCUGUGCGCCUUGGGUGUCCGGCAUGAGGAAUAAAGAUGUAAAGGUGAUUUCCA
Messenger RNA from Suricata suricatta (meerkat), 5416 nucleotides. RefSeq names its product nebulin related anchoring protein (gene NRAP). The coding region runs from base 177 to 5153 and encodes 1658 amino acids. NCBI's taxonomy places the organism in Eukaryota, Metazoa, Chordata, Mammalia, Carnivora, Herpestidae. Gene Ontology annotation, biological process: cardiac muscle thin filament assembly. The record is from RefSeq and is a predicted model, not a curated record. The transcript is spliced from 40 exons. Gene Ontology annotation, cellular component: Z disc. Gene Ontology annotation, molecular function: actin filament binding.